CAGUUGAGUCCUUCUGUGUGGACGACCAUACAGACUUAUGUUGUUAUCAUCACAGGGCAUGUGAAUAGAGAGCACUUCAGCCCUCGAGUGUGUGCUGGCCAACUGUGUGUGUGUGUGAGUGUGUGUGUACUGCAUUUGUGUGGAUGUAAGUCCUCUCACAAGCUCCAGAAAAAUGGGAUCAUGCGCUCAGUAGCUAUUUAAGCUGAGAGAGCGGCAUCGAGCGCCUCUGUUGGGGGGGUACAGUUCAUCAGAGAGAGAGAGGAGCAGCAUGCAGAGUCAGAGCAUGUGGAGAGCCGCUCUCCUAGUGAUGACCCUCGGUGCCACCGUAACACUGGCCCAGUUUCCCCGGGAGUGUGUCACACCCGAGGGGCUGCGGAGUGGCCAGUGUUGCCCGUCACCCACCGGAGCGGCGGGGGACGAGUGUGGUUCCAGCGUGGGCAGGGGGCAGUGUGUGGCCAUUGCUGCAGACAACCGACGUCAUGGACCCCAGUACCCUUACGAUGGUCGAGAUGACAGAGAAAGAUGGCCGCUGAGAUUCUUCAAUCGCACGUGCCAAUGCAAUGGGAAUUUUACUGGCUACAACUGUGGUCGAUGCCGACACGGGUUAACGGGAUCGAACUGUGACCAGAGGGUGUCUGUGGUGAGGAAGAACAUCAUGCUCAUGAGCUCAUCUGAGAAGCAGGCUUUUGUAAACGCGUUGGACCAGGCGAAGAGGACCAUUCAUCCUGACCUGCUCAUCUGCACAAGACGGUACCAGGAGGUGUUGGGUCCUGAUGGCAACAGCCCACAGUUUGAGAACAUUACUAUUUACAACUACUUUGUUUGGAGCCACUACUACUCUGUCAGCAAAACCUUCCUGGGCCCCGGCCAGAGCAGCUUUGGAGGUGUUGACUUCUCCCAUGAGGGUCCAGGCUUUGUCACCUGGCACCGUUUUCAUCUGCUACAACUUGAGAGAGACAUGCAGGACAUGCUUGGCGACCCAACGUUCGCCCUGCCGUACUGGAACUUUGCCAUUGGAGGCAGCGAUUGUGACAUCUGCACAGAUGACCUGAUGGGCGCCAGGAACAGUUUUGAUGUGAACUCCAUCAGCCCCAACUCCAUAUUCUCCCAGUGGAGGGUCAUCUGUGAGAGUGUGGACGACUACGACUCUCUGGGCACGGUGUGCAACAAUACAGAAACCAGUCCCAUCAGGAGAAACCCAGCGGGAAAUGUAGCUCGACCCAUGGUACAGAGACUGCCAGAGCCCCAGGACGUGUUGGACUGUCUGCAGCUCAAUGCCUUCGACACACCACCUUAUUACUCCACCUCCUCAGAGAGCUUCAGGAACACUAUUGAGGGCUACAGCGCCCCGCAGGGGACGUACGACCCGGUGGUCCGCAGCCUCCAUAACUUGGCGCACCUCUUUCUCAACGGAACCGGGGGUCAGACACAUCUCUCCCCUAAUGACCCCAUCUUUGUCCUGCUGCACACCUUCACCGAUGCCAUCUUCGACGAGUGGCUUCGCAGACACCAACCAGGUGAAGUGGUGUACCCUGAGGAGAACGCCCCUAUUGGGCACAACCGGAUGUUCAACAUGGUUCCUUUCUGGCCGCCUGUCACCAAUGCUGAGAUGUUUGUUUCUGCCCCAGAAAAUUUGGGUUACUCCUAUGAGGUGCAGUGGCCAGCUCGUGCAUAUACCGUGUCUGAGAUCAUCACCAUAGCUAUUGUUGCUGCAGUACUGGUGGUGGCAGUAGUGGGCGGCGUCAUUGCCUGUGCUGUGCGCGCCCACUCCUACAGAUCAGCUGAGGGUUUGGAGCCUCUGCUGGGAGAAACAUUCAGAAGGUACUCAGAGGAUGACCGAAGAUUUGCCAAAUCCCAGUCUGAUGUCUAAACACGUCUUCAACAUUUUCAUGCUUUUAUUUUCUUUCUUUUUUCUAAAGCUGAUGACUUAUAAUAAAAAAUUAAACUGUUAAAAAAUAGACUCAAUGUCAAUAUAACUGAUGUUCAUACUGAGUGUGGUGAAGAAAGAUUAACUGGGCGACCUUCAAAAGUGAACAGAUUGGAUUUGAUUCUCCGGAAAAGUCUCCGUACUAGAUGAGAUUUUAAAUACAGUAAAUAUGUCAACGUUGACGUUGAGCAACACAAGUGGACACUAGAGUGAUCACACGAGAUGAGCCUGGUCGCACUCAACCUCUGUGAAUAAACGGUUUCAAAACAAUCAUAGAAUCACUUUGACGUAGAGGAGAUCAAACUACAUUUCAGUCUGAACAGAAACAAACGUCUCUUAUACACAGAUGUGUUGGAAACAUGAGAACUGGACAUG
This is a messenger RNA of Cynoglossus semilaevis (tongue sole), 2302 nucleotides long. RefSeq names its product tyrosinase-related protein 1b (gene tyrp1b). NCBI's taxonomy places the organism in Eukaryota, Metazoa, Chordata, Actinopteri, Pleuronectiformes, Cynoglossidae. Gene Ontology annotation, molecular function: oxidoreductase activity. The transcript is spliced from 9 exons. Gene Ontology annotation, biological process: melanocyte differentiation; melanosome organization. Bases 269 to 1870 code for a protein of 533 amino acids. Gene Ontology annotation, cellular component: melanosome. The record is from RefSeq and is a predicted model, not a curated record.